This is a messenger RNA of Perca flavescens (yellow perch), 1722 nucleotides long. Its product is annotated as myocilin. Gene Ontology annotation, biological process: osteoblast differentiation; signal transduction. NCBI's taxonomy places the organism in Eukaryota, Metazoa, Chordata, Actinopteri, Perciformes, Percidae. Gene Ontology annotation, cellular component: Golgi apparatus. Bases 161 to 1594 code for a protein of 477 amino acids. The record is from RefSeq and is a predicted model, not a curated record. The transcript is spliced from 3 exons.
CUCAGGUGAGAAGAGACCAGCCAAAGAAAGAAAGAAAGAAAGAAAGAAAAAAUAUAAAUUAAGUGGAGACAGUGUGCACUGAAAAGAGGAGGAUAAACAGUUGCAUCCCUGCAAAAUUUCCCUAAACCACAAGAUCAUUUACUCAGUCUGACCCUCCAGAAUGUGGCUCCAGGUGUCUCUCCUCUGUCUGUCCUGCUUAAGUCUGCCCAGCCAAAGCCAGGCCCAAGACCGAGCCGUCCUCCGCCGAUCCAAUGACCACGGCGGGCGCUGCCACUACACCUUCACCGUGGCCAGUCCAGAGGAGUCCAGCUGCUCCGGAAGCAGCAUGAAACCAGAGAUGGAUGGAGUCUUGUCCCGACUCACCCUGCUCGAGGCUUUAGUCAGCCGUCUGAUAGCAGGAGUGGAUGGCGGUGCCGGGAGUGCCGGGAGUGGGGUGAGGGCUAACGGUGAAGAGGGUUUCCCGGAAGAUUACUCCCAGGUAACAAGGGAAAAAAACCAGCUGCAGCAGGACAAGGAGCGUCUGAACGGGCAGGUCCAGGAGCUGCAGAGGAGGCUGGCCGAGCUGAGCCAGGAGGCAGAGAGCCUCAGGCAGAAACCCUGCCAGCAGACACACACCUCAGGGGGGACUCAGUAUGAAAACAGACCUGCAAGUGACCCUGCAUAUGAUUUGGGGAAAGGUGCAUACCAGGAGAUGAAGGCUGAGCUUACGGAGGUUGCAGCAUCCCGCCUCAUUCCUGAAGGAAAUCACAACUUCACAGAUAAAUUUGGAGUUUUACUGAUGCCAAUAACAGGCUGUGAAGCGCUGCAGUCAGUGGGAGAUCCUGUGUUGCACAGGAAGGCUGACAGCAUUACAGGGAAGUAUGGAGUGUGGCUGCAGGAUCCCGAGCCUCAGGGCCUUCUUUACACAAACGAGACUGUGUGGCGUAUCGACACAGUUGGUAAAGAUGUCCGUCAGCUCUUCGCCUAUGAAGACAUGGAUCAAUUAUCCCAAGGCUUCCCUAUGAAGGUCAUGGUCUUGCCAGAGCCUAUGGAGAGCACAGGGGCGACCAUGUUCCGUGGCUCCCUUUACUACCAGCGCAAACGCAGUCGCACCCUGAUCCGUUAUGACCUGACGUCUGAGAGCCUGGCGUCACGCGUGGAGCUGCCUCACGCUGGCUUCCAUGGCCAGCACCCUUACUCCUGGGGCGGUUACACUGACAUCGACCUGGCGGCGGACGAACAGGGCCUGUGGGCUAUCUACAGCACAAGCAAGGCAAAGGGUGCAAUUGUGAUUUCCCAGCUGGACCCCGAGAGCCUGGUUGUGAAGAGGAGCUGGGAGACCAACAUCAGGAAGAACACAGUGGCCAAUGCUUUCAUGAUGUGUGGACGCCUUUACACAGUAGCCAGCUACACUGCACCCAACACCACCAUCAACUACGUGUUUGACACGGCCACCGGCAUGGGGGGGGCUGUUGCUGUGCCCUUCAAGAACAAGUACCGUUACAACAGCAUGGUGGACUACAACCAUGCUCAGAGGAAGCUGUACGCUUGGGACAACUUCCACAUGGUCACCUAUGACGUAAGACUGGGCAGGGCGAGCCAAGGCAGCAUCUAAAGAAGACACAGACAGAGAGAAACGGCUGUUUACACGCAAGAGAAAGUGAAUGAGAUAAAACAUAUAAUCAUUUGCAUUGUACUGAGGUUAUUGCAAGUCUAUAUGUUUUCACAUUAUUAAAACCUUUU